AGCAAGCUGUGGGCUCUAAACAGCUCACUUCAAACCCUGGGCCAGACAGCCAGACCUUUCUCUCUGCCAUUCUCAUGGCUGAAGUACAAGUUGGUUGAAAAGCUUCUUCUGAGGUUACCCCUUCAGAGGGGAGCCAGCUCGGCUCAGGUGGCAGCAGCACUGUCUAAAUUCACUUGAUCCAUCAGCAUUUAAUAAAACCUGUAACAGAGCUGUUCCUUCACCAACUUUGCAAAGAAAUUUAGGGCUUGUAAGGUGGGAUGCAGCUGUUUAUGUGGCUGGUAACAGUCAGUGCUGUCAGAUAAUGGCGUUGCUUCCAGGCUGCUUGGCAAGUCCCACAAAGCAGUGACACUGACUAAAAUGGCAGCCUGGGAGAAAUGGCCAUUUUUCCCUGGCACAGAUCUUCCUGCUUUGGCAAUAUUCCAGCAUUGGACACCUAAUACUGUUCAUCUCUCUACAAGCUAGGUUCCAUUGAACCACAUUGCCAGCUCAUUGCCUUGCUUGGGGUGUCCUGUGCAGGGCCAGGAGUUGGACUCAAAGAUCCUUGUGAGUCCCUUCCAGCUCGGGAUAUCCUGUGAUUCCAUGAGCACCCUGUCUCCACAGAGCUAAGACUUUCCAGUCUGUCUGUACAGCAGUGAAACUGUUCCCUAUGUGAAGAGCCAAGAACUAUCCAUGUCCUUUCCAAGCUGUGCCAGGCAGGCACUGGAACAGGGCCCUGAGGGCAGGAAGCCCAGUGGAGGAUUGCUGUACCAGUUGUUUGUCCUGCCCACAGCUGUGUACAGAGCACAGUUCUCUGCAGGGUGAGGAUUGGGGCAUUCCUGGCAGACUUGCUCCUUCCACAGCACCUUUGCUCUACUUGAUACACUUCCUGCUGUCUGAAUCCAUAUCUGAAUCCUAUCCAGCACUGUCCUUCUUGUGCUUCUGGAGAUGAUUUUAAUAAUUUUUUUCCCCUCUGAGCUGCUGCAGAGUGAAAAAGAACUUGUCUUGCCAGCUUCUGCAGUAGCUAUUUAAAAAUGUGGGAAAGCCAUAAAACCAAUGAGGAUGGAUGAGUGUCCCUCCCCAGUUGCUUGCAGCUGCUCCAGCUUCCCAAUAUGUGCUGGGGAUCUGAGAAGGAGAUCUGGAAACCAGAAGCAAUGGAAAGGGUGGGAAGAGGACCUUGUUGGGCUGCCACCAGCCACAAGGCCCAGAUCUGACAGAUUUGUCUUGUGUUUCCCUACAAGGUCCAUGAGGAUCAAUCCCCUUUUGCCAACUCUGAAUCCAUUAGGAGUGAAUUUCCCAAGCCCUGGUACACUGGCCUUGUGCUGUACAAAGUUAAAGUUGAAAGGGGAGAGACAUAUCCACAUCCAACUUUGUUGUUCACGAUCCUACAUGGCCCUUCUUAGGGCAGGAGUAUUUUGCACUCUGAGCAGCACACCAAGCCCUUGAGCCCAACAUCCUUUGGGAUGUUAACAACAUAAAGUGUCUGUUUUCAGUUGUUGAGACCAGACAGGAUGAUUUGCAUCUUCUUGCUCUGCAUCUUCAUGCUCCCUGUGGGUCACAGUUUUUCCUCCUCCCACUCCUCCAUCUCCUUCAGUCAGAGCAGUUCUCAGCAUCAGCAGUUUGUCUCUCCAGUGAGACCUGUUGCUCCACCUCUGUACCCGCUACCCUGUGGCUGUGCUGCUCCUGAAAUAGUGGGUGGGAGCCUGUUGCUCUGGUUCAGCCCGUCUCUAUGUAAGUGCCUACAUCUCUCCAAGGCUGUUCCAUCUCGGGGGCCAGGCUGUUGUGCAGCUAACUCAGAUGGUUGAAAUAGCCACUGAGAAAACACAACCCCAGGGUAACCUGUGGCAUGGCUGUUGAAAGCUUAACUCUUUCUUGCUUCAACCCAGCCUGAAUUUCAGAAGCAGCUUUGCUUGUACCUCUGCAGGGUAAACACUGCCCAUGUCCAAGCUGUAAGACAGAAGGGAGAAGCCAAUCUGCCCAGACACAAGCGAGCUCUGUGGUCACACAACUAAUGUUUCACUCUUGGGGAAUUUGGCAUUCAAACCCAGAGGUACAGGACAGUGCUCUCUCCAGACCCAAGGGCAGGCUCUGCAGCAUCAGCAGUUCCCAUGCAGGAGUUUCUACGUGGGCAUCUCCAGUUCUGCUUGCUGUGACUUUCCAGGCUGCCAAGGAGACGUGAGGCUCUGCCGGGGACCUGCCAGCCUUGUGUGAUGAGCAGCCACUUGCCAGGACUCACACCAAGCUUCCCGGGACACUGAGCUGCUGCUUGGCAUCCUGACCGCUUCUGAUUCCUUGCUGUGCUGCUGGCAGGGUGGGAUUGAUGUCCAGUUUGGGACGCUGGGCAGGGACAAGCCCGUCACCAUCCUCUGUGCCCUUGGCAGGCUGGGGGACCAAGCUGGACCCCUCACUCUAAGGGGGCUCUGUGUAGCGAGGGAUGGGUUUGGGGCUGUCCAUAUUCAUCCUGGUGGGAAGAGCCACCUCCUUUCCAUCUGGGAACUGUGUCACUGCUGGAAGCUGGAAAUGGCACCACAUGCACCACAGGCCAGAGCCAGCAGCCUGGCAGCAGGGCAGUAGCUGAGCCUGAGCACCAUCCCCCAGGGCUUGGAGCUGCCUGGGGGGCUGCCGGAGUCCCCAGCACAGGCGUGCCCCAGGGAUGUAGGAGCUGGGAGCAGGAGGGGCCCUGCAGCCAUGGGCCGGCUGGACGACCAUGCCAAGAGGAGGAUCGUGGAGCUGCGCCGGGCUGGGCUGAGCUUCCGCAAGAUCAAGAAGGUGCUGGAGCUGGACGACAUCCGGGUGACGCCGCAGGCCGUGUACCUCUUCCUCAAGAGGAAGAGCGUGGAGCUGGGGCUGGCAGCACCUGGCUGGGACAGGGACCAGCCCUGGCCUCCACUGCAGGGGCACGAGGCUGAGCCCCCCAGGCUGCUGGGCACCCGGCCCCCUGCAGUGCCCCUGGGGGAUCCCACAGGCAGCCAGGACACCAAGGAGAGCAUCCAGAUGGUUAGUGUGGCCUCCCUCUGCAAGGACGGUGGGCAGCUCGGGGACACCCUGCCCGUGGGGCCGGCCCCUGGGAAUGGUGACGACAGCUCCACAGGCACCCUCUUGGCUCCGGGGAGCUGCCCCGCUCUGAGGGUCUUGGCCACCCCCCACCAGCCACUGCCCAGCCGAGGGCGGCUGGUCACACCUCACACCAGGAACCCAGCCCUGGUGGUGAAGAAGACAACUGUAGACAGGGCUGUUCUCUGGCAGAAAAAGGUCAAAGAUGCCAGCACUCAGACUGCCCUGCCGAACGCCGUGGGUCCAGAAAAUCACCAACUUGCUUGGGGUGUGCCAGUGCCCCCCUCUGCUCCCAGUUCCCAAGCCAUUGCUGAGAAGCUGGACACUGUGCAGAUGGAGGUGCAGAGGCUGAGCCAGGCCCUGCACGUGGUGCUGGAGCAGCAGUGCCGCCUGGAGCGCCAGCAGGAGCACCAGCAGCGGCUGCAGCAGGAGGUGCUGAUGACGCUGCAGCAGCUCAGCUCCACAGUGAGCCACGGGGCUGUGCCAGCCAACCAGCCCCGCGGCCCCUUCAGCAGCAUGGCCGAGCCCUCGCCCACCCUGCCCAACUUCAGCCAGUUCAAGAUGGAGCUGAUGUGAGCUCCCGCAGUGCCGGUGCGCUCCAGUGCUGUGCUGAUGGAGCCGGGAGGAAGAACCACCUCUCAGAGGCUGCCCGAGGAUUACGUGCAGCACCCAGCAGAGAAGGUCCCUGGUGUUCUCAGCCCUGCUGACUGGAAGGGGCUGCCUGGCACAAGGGGCUGGGCAGUGGAAGGCUGAGGCUUCACUCCUGUGCUGCUCAUCCUGGCUGGUGCUGGAGCUGGCUGGCGGCCCCCUAAGAGGGACACAGCAGGGAGGUGGGACUCAAAGGAAACAUGAGGCUUCCUGCUCAUGAGGGUCAAUCAUGAGUGCUGUGAUGGUCAAUCACAGGAACACCUCCUGUCCUCCCUCUGCAGAACGUUGUUCAGUAAAAACCUAUUUACAUCAUGAUUCAGA
Messenger RNA from Pseudopipra pipra, 3999 nucleotides. RefSeq lists its product as uncharacterized. The coding region runs from base 2665 to 3606 and encodes 313 amino acids. The transcript has 4 exons. The record is from RefSeq and is a predicted model, not a curated record. NCBI's taxonomy places the organism in Eukaryota, Metazoa, Chordata, Aves, Passeriformes, Pipridae.